CCUUUAUAACUACAGUCAUGCAACAUAUUAGUCAGAAAAUAACUAUUUGAAUGUCUAGGUAUACAUGUUAUAAAUAAUUUGUCAUGUAUUUAUAGGUUUAAGUAACAAAUUUUCUUCAAUUAUGAAGAUAUUAUUUGGAAUUUAAAUGUUAUUUUUACAACCCCGCCCCAUAAACGAAUUCAACUUACAUUAGGAUGAUAAUUUUUAUAAAAAUUUUAUUACGAAAUUAAUAAAAAUAUAGAAUGGCAGUCCCUAAUGAAAGUAAAAGUACAUGUUAUUGGUGUUUUAAAGCAGUUAAAUGGUUUCCAGUUUUGUUUAUAGUAGCAUUUGUUAUUUGGUCGUACUAUGCAUAUGUGAUACAACUAUGCUUUUUAACUGUUGACAGUACCAUAAAACAGAUUUUGUAUUUGAUGUUCUAUCAUGUGUCAUUCUUCAUGUUUUGUUGGUCUUACUGGCAGACUAUAUUUACAGACAUAGGAAGAGUUCCAACUAAGUUUAAAAUACCUGAUGGAGAUUUUGAAGCAAUCAUGGGUGAAACGGAUUCGCCAGAAGUUCAAAAUACAAUUCUUUCAAACAUUGCUAGGUUUUUACCAAUUUCCAAUGUGACUGCUGGUGGGGGAUUUCGAUUUUGUGAAAAGUGUAGAGUUAUAAAACCAGAUCGGGCUCAUCAUUGUUCAGUAUGUGGAGUGUGUGUGUUAAAAAUGGACCAUCAUUGUCCAUGGAUAAACAAUUGUGUGUCUUUUACUAAUUACAAAUAUUUUGUACUAUUUUUGGGAUAUGCAUUACUAUAUUGUUUAUAUGUCUCUUUGACAUCUCUUCCAUACUUCAUUUCAUUUUGGAGGGGUGAACUCCAAGGAGUCAGUAGAUUUCACAUUUUAUUUUUAUUUUUUGUUGCUAUUAUGUUUGGAGUAAGUUUAAUGUCAUUAUUUUCGUAUCACUGUUACUUAGUCAGUGAGAACAGAACAACUUUGGAAGCAUUUCACCCGCCCAACUUUCGUGGAGUUGGACCUGAUAAAUAUGGCUUUCAUAUUGGAAGGUACAACAAUUUUCAAGAAGUAUUUGGUGAUGAUCUCAGAACUUGGUUUCUUCCUAUUCAAACAAGUUCGGGUGACGGGAUUCAAUAUCCGUUACGGUCACUCCUUCAAGGCAGUACGUAUCAUUCUAUGGACAACACACAGAACAGUUUGGGAGAUGGAGUGAAUUAUCCUCAAAGAAAUUUGGAUGAAGAUAGGGAAGGCCUUUUGUAUGGUAAUAACAUGGACGAAGAAUCGUGUCGUGACAAUUAUUAUUGCAACCCGUGAACUAACAGUUGUUGUGAGAAUUUUACAAAACUUUCAGUUAUAAAGUGACACCAAAAAGUAGAUCGUAAAAUAUUCUAGACAUGUAUAUAAGUAUUUUAUUUUAUGUAAAUAUAAAAUUUUGUAUAUAUUAACAAUAAACUUAUUAUAUGUUA
This is a messenger RNA of Aethina tumida (small hive beetle), 1453 nucleotides long. RefSeq names its product palmitoyltransferase ZDHHC15B. The record is from RefSeq and is a predicted model, not a curated record. Gene Ontology annotation, molecular function: protein-cysteine S-palmitoyltransferase activity. Gene Ontology annotation, biological process: synaptic vesicle maturation; protein targeting to membrane; peptidyl-L-cysteine S-palmitoylation. The transcript is spliced from 8 exons. Gene Ontology annotation, cellular component: Golgi apparatus; endoplasmic reticulum. NCBI's taxonomy places the organism in Eukaryota, Metazoa, Arthropoda, Insecta, Coleoptera, Nitidulidae. The coding region runs from base 243 to 1301 and encodes 352 amino acids.